AGAGAGAGAGGAGAAGAGCAGCAAGAGAAGAAGAGAGGACAAGUGAGAGAAAAAAAAGGCUUCUUUUCUCUCCAAUCUCUCUCUCUCUCUCUCUCUUCUCCUCCUCCUCGCCCACCUCAGGCAGCCGCAUUAAUGGAUUCCGCGGCCGCGGCCUCCUCCUCCUCCUCCUCCCACCUCCGCCACCUCUCCACCUCGCCGGACCUAAUGUGACGGCGGCGCGGAUCCCUCAACGGCGGCGGCUGGGUCCAAGAGGUGUGGUUUUGUUGUGUUGUGCACGAGAAAAAGUCGCUGGUUUGGGAGCUUACCGGCGAGGGCGACGAGCUACGGCUCAAUGCGGCUCGAUCCGGAGUGGUGUUCGCGGCGAUUUGGCUCCGGUUGGGCGCUGCUUUGGUGAAUCCGGCGGCGUUGACUCCAGCUGGGAGGAGAAGGCCGGAUCUUUGCGGUGUUCUACACGGGCGAGGGCUGCCUUGUGGUUUCUUGGGGGGUGUUCUUAGUUGGGGAUUACCUGCAUUUCGGGUUUAGGGGAGUAAAGGGAAAUGGAUGUGGAGAAGCCUACUUCAAAGGGACAUGGCUUCUUUAGCCUGUUUGAUUGGGGCAAGAAGUCCAAGAAGCGGCUGGUCAGUGGAAAUGGGAGCGAUUCUCCGGCUCCAAGGGUUUCUGAAAAUUUCAGGGAAUCUGAUGGUGGCACACCAAGCACUCGACCAAAUUCGUUCCUUGAAGAUGCACCGAGUUUGAAGGAAAGCAGUGAGCACAGUUGCUCAUCUUCAGUGGUUGACGAUGAAGCUCUUGUGAGGAGGGGCCCCACUGUUGUAGCAAGGCUUAUGGGUCUGGAUUCCAUGCCCGCAGCAAGCUCAUCUGGAUCCUAUACGAUGCCAUUAACUGUGCAGCAGUCCCCCCAGAACAGUACUAUCCAUGAUGAGUUCAUUGGCAGAAGCUAUGUUGGCAGUCCUCAUAAGAUGCCCGGUAGUCCUCAUAAGAUGCCUGGUAGUCCUAUUGACCGGUUUAGGAUGGAAGCAUUGCCACCAAGAUUUGCCAAAAGGACACUGUCGGUUGCGCAAAACAAGUUGUCCCCCAUGAAGAAUCCUAAUCAUAUAUCUAGCAGAAAUGCUGCUGAUAUAAUGGAGGCGGCGUCUAGGAUUAUAGGGGCUGGAGUUGAGGUUAUUAGCCCUUACAGAGUUCGUGAUGUUGGAUAUGCAAAUACUGUUCGUGUAUACAGCCAAAGAGAGAUUGCGAUAGUCCAACAAAGGCCACCAAGAAUGAAUGAAGCACUGAAGAAGCAUGAUGGCUUGACAUCUUAUAGGCUACCAACUGGAAAGCCUUUGGAUGGAAGUCUGAAAAGUUCAGGGAACACCUCUGCUUCUGUGGUCUCACAGUCAAAUGGAGGUGCUCCAGUUGGCCCAAAGGUCAAGGCCAGCAGUCGAUCAUCACCAGAUUCUAGAGCAACUAAUGUUCAAGGAAGGGAAGAUAUAAGCAAGAUUAGCAGAAAACUUGCAACUCGGGAUCCUGAGCGGAGAAUGGUUGAGAGAAAUGGGAUUAACCAAGGGAAGAAUAACAAUCAAGUGGGCAUGGCAAGUUCGUCCAAUGUGCUUGUGCAAAAUAACAGAAAGCAAAAUGCUAUGGUUAAGCACAAGGUGAAUUCCAAGCCACCAACACCCAACCGGCAAAGAAGCAACACACAUUCAAUAAAUGGCACUAUGAGAAAGGUUGGGACUGCCGGCACACCGUCUGAAAACAAUACUCAAGGUAACAGAAACGUGGAAUUGCGGUCAACUGGCCAUGCAAAUAGAAGGCAAAAUUCUACAGCCAAAUCAAUCCCCAAGCCAGGAAGAUUACCAGAUGGGAGGAUACAUUCAGUGAAAACCCGUCCAAGUGAUAAAGAUAUUGCUGACAGAAGCCAAAGGCGUGUUCGGCACAAUAUUGUAAUAGAUGAGCAAUCACCUUUUUCCAUGAACAAGAAGAAAAUUAGCACUGAUAUUGUUUCAUUCACAUUCACCGCACCAGUUGAUAAACCAUUAUCUGGUUAUCGCCUACCCAAUCAUUUAGUGGAAAAACAGUUUAUGAAAAACGCGAGCUCAGUACCAAAUUCAAGCGAGACAUCGAGUGCUAAAUUUGAUUCAAUUGAUGGUGAUUAUUUGGGUCUCCUUUUAGAGCAGAAGUUGAGAGAACUUACUUCUGGGGUUAGGUCACCCUACUGUAAGCCAGCCAAAGAUGUUCGGAUAUAUGCCCCAUCAUCAGUUCUGGAAGAUUCACAAUCAGCAUGUGAAACAUCGAGCAUUGCAUCUACUGAUUAUGAUAGGGAGUCCGUCCAAUCCUAUAAGGAUGGAAAAGGCAGUUUCACCCAGACAGAUCUUGCAUCAAAGAGUGGUCAGUCAUCUCAAUCUGUGAAGUAUGAUAAUGAUGCCAUGGAUCAAAUGGAGAUAGAGCGCCUUCACCUCAGUCCCCUUUCAACAUGGGAUGCUUCUGUUUCAACUGAAACCGGUAGCUCAACAGAGAGCUGGAGAAGCGCAAAUGGAACCAAAGUAUUUAGCUCAACGGAAGGUGCAACAACGUCUAAUUCUGCAUGCUUCAGUAAAUUCCUGGAAGCUGACGCUUUCUCGGAGUAUUCUGACACAGCCUCAUCAAUCACUGUGACUACGACGGAUAUCCCCCCAUCAGAUAGCAGCAGUUCAAGCCGAAUGGAUUGCAGACAGGAGAUUGAUUUCAUAAGAGAAAUAUUAAACACCAGUCCUCUUAAUGGUCAAAUUUGCUCGGGCUUGGAGCGAUUCAUUAACUCAGAUAUCCUGGAUCUACAACUACUGGAAGACUUAAAUGGCGAUAUUCGGCUGGCGGUGGGUGUAGCAGAGGGCAAAACACUCCGAAUGAAUCGGAGGCUGCUCUUCGAAUGUGUAAACGAGAUACUGAGUGUGAGAUGUGCAUACUAUUUCAAUGCCGGCUACGGCUCAUGGUUCUUGGGGAUGGCAAUUCUGAAGAAGCUCACAGCUGAAGAAAUCUAUGCGGAGAUGACUGAUCUGAAGGUUGCUGAGGAGUGGAUGGUGGAUGAACUCGUGUACAAAGAAAUGAGUAGUCCUCUGGGGAGCUGGGUAGAUUUCAAGUUGGAGUCAUACGAAUCUGGCAUUGACAUUACAACAGAGUUGCUUGGUUCCUUGAUCGAUGAAAUGGUUGCUGAUCUACUUCUAGUGUCUGACACUUCUUUGUAGCAGGUGUUCUUUUCCCACUAAUGAUACCAGUUUGACAGCCACAAACAAGGUUUUUGUUCCAUAUGUUGGUCUCACAAAUUGUAAAUUGGUAGUAGUUCGGUCAUGCAACUGUGCAUGUUUUGUCACGAAAGAUUGAUAAUGUUGCUACUAACCUGCCCAUUGUUUAUCUGAUGAUUGACCGUCGAUGUCUGUCAUGAUGAACCAUUCUUGAA
Messenger RNA from Oryza sativa Japonica Group (Japanese rice), 3409 nucleotides. RefSeq lists its product as uncharacterized. Lineage: Eukaryota; Viridiplantae; Streptophyta; Magnoliopsida; Poales; Poaceae. The record is from RefSeq and is a predicted model, not a curated record.